Microtus ochrogaster (prairie vole) is the source of this 2109-nucleotide messenger RNA. It is a transcript of the gene Gdap1l1, whose product is annotated as ganglioside induced differentiation associated protein 1 like 1. The transcript is spliced from 7 exons. The record is from RefSeq and is a predicted model, not a curated record. Lineage: Eukaryota; Metazoa; Chordata; Mammalia; Rodentia; Cricetidae. The coding region runs from base 77 to 1180 and encodes 367 amino acids.
CGAUGAGGCCAUGUGAUGCUGGGCGCCAGCGAGCCGCCGCCGAGCCGCCUUCUUCCUCCUCCGAUCGCGGGCUGUCAUGGCGACCCCCAACAACCUGACCCCCACCAACUGCAGCUGGUGGCCCAUCUCGGCCCUGGAAAGCGAUGCAGCCAAGCCGGUGGAGGCCCCCGACGCACCCGAGGCGUCCAGCCCCGCCCAUUGGCCCAAGGAGAGCCUGGUUCUGUACCACUGGACCCAGUCCUUCAGUUCGCAGAAGGUGCGGUUGGUGAUCGCCGAGAAGGGCCUGGCCUGCGAAGAGAGGGACGUCAGCCUGCCGCAGAGUGAGCAUAAGGAGCCCUGGUUUAUGCGGCUCAACCUGGGUGAGGAGGUGCCCGUCAUUAUCCACCGGGACAACAUUAUCAGUGACUAUGACCAGAUCAUUGACUACGUGGAGCGCACCUUCACAGGAGAGCACGUGGUGGCUUUGAUGCCCGAGGCGGGAACCCCACAACACGCUCGAGUGCUGCAGUACCGGGAGCUGCUGGAUGCACUGCCCAUGGACGCCUACACCCACGGCUGCAUCCUGCACCCAGAACUCACCACGGACUCCAUGAUCCCCAAGUAUGCCACGGCCGAGAUCCGCAGACAUUUAGCCAAUGCCACCACAGACCUCAUGAAACUGGACCAUGAGGAGGAACCACAGCUCUCUGAGCCCUACCUUUCCAAGCAGAAGAAGCUUAUGGCCAAGAUCCUGGAACACGAUGACGUGAGCUAUCUGAAGAAGAUCCUUGGGGAGCUGGCUAUGGUGCUUGACCAGAUUGAGGCAGAGCUGGAGAAGAGGAAACUCGAGAAUGAGGGGAAGAAAUGCGAGCUGUGGCUCUGUGGCUGUGCCUUCACCCUGGCGGACGUCCUCCUGGGAGCUACCCUGCACCGCCUCAAGUUCCUGGGACUGUCCAAGAAAUACUGGGAAGACGGCAGCCGGCCCAACCUUCAGUCUUUCUUUGAGAGGGUCCAGAGACGCUUCGCCUUCCGGAAAGUCCUGGGCGACAUCCACACCACACUGCUCUCGGCUGUUAUCCCCAAUGCAUUCCGACUGGUUAAGCGGAAGCCACCGUCCUUCUUUGGGGCAUCCUUCCUGAUGGGCUCCUUGGGUGGGAUGGGCUACUUUGCCUACUGGUACCUCAAGAAAAAAUACAUCUAGAGCUGGGCUGGGGCCUGGUGUGUGACUGGCGGUGUCUCUGUGCUGUGUGCUUCCCAACUCCCUCUCAGUAAUUCACUGUCCUAUGAGCACUGGACAGAACGUCCUGCCCCUUCUUUCUAGUCAUUGUAUUGUCAGUGUGACAACAUUUCAUAGUUUAGAAGUAGACAUUGCCAACGCCAUGAUUUGAGGCCACGGCUCUACCAGAGGAGAGAGAGAGAAAGCGAGAGAAAAGAAACCCAAAUGACUUUGCUUCUGAUUCAAGGUCUCAAGACAUUUCUGUGGGGACUGGUUAGGAUCUGAGGGACCUCUUCUAUAGGACAAAGCCAACACCGAGAUUCAACUCAUCUAACCAGUACCUCUGUCUGGGACUGGAGAGCCAGAGUCCCUGUGCGAGGCCUCUGAAGAUCGAAAGGGGUCUCGUUCUUCUCCUGGACAAGGACUCAGUGAGACAGCACUGGCUCAAGCCAAGCAGUGGCACCCCAAAACCCAUCUAUGGCUGGGACCAACUAACUCCAUGGGCACACCCUUCACCCACUCCCUCAUUGGUCACCUGGUGCGGUUUGGCACUUAAGUAGAAAUUCCCGAAAGCAGCAGCCAUCAGCCAGCCACUCCUCCUUUGAGCUGAGUUCUCCUCCUUCAAGGAGAGCAAAAGCCAUGUUGGCCUUCCGUCCGAAGGCUGGUCUCAGCUCACGAGCAGGGAUGCACACUUCACCUCCGAAGGUCGGUCUCAGCUCACGAACAGGGGUACAUCCCUCACCACCUCCGCCUUUCCAUUUUUUAUGGAGACUCCCCAUACUGCAUGCAGUGGGGUCUCUCCCCCACACUGCCCCUCCCCGGGUCUCACUUUCCUGUGCCUUUUGCAUGUUGGGAAAGGGUCUGGGUGUCACUGCCACUCAUGCUUAGAGCCCCCAAUAAAGCAUCCAGGAGGA